AUGCUACUAACUGAUGAUUAUAACGAUUCGCCGGACUCGUCUUGUCUUGGUCAUGAAAUAUUAGUGGAUUUGCCAUGCGCUCUUUACGAUGCCAUUGUCCUUGAUGAUCCUCCACCUGACUUUCUUCAGUCUGACGGAGAAGAUGACCAACCAGUACAUAAUGUAGACAUCGAUGACACUGAUGCGGCUCUGGAUGCUCUUUGCGUAUUCGAUAACAUUGAUGACCCUUCAGCUGCCGAAUUUGUUGAGCCUGACGAAGAAAUUGUCCAGUCAAUGAUUGCUGAUUCAGCUAACGAAGAGUUGCUCUUGCAGGAAUCAACACUUGAACUUUGCGAAGACCAUCGUGAGGAAAUUAUUCUCAGUAGUCUUUCUAUUUAUGACUCGCUUGAGAACGCUGCUAGGGAUGAAAUACCGGAUGCUACUCUUGAAGCCAACGAUCUCAAUCAGCUUAUAGAGGAUUCAGCCGAUUAUCCACCUUCAACUUCGGAGGAGUUUAUUACUCAAUCCUUUGAUCAUCUUUCGAGUCGGAUGAGAGGACAAUUUCUAACCCCCCUUUUUCCCACAAUCGCGCCUCCAGACGAAGAUAUUCUUUCUUCAUUAUUUACAUUUGACCGUUCCUUGCCUGGAAUGCAUAAGGUGACUUAUAUAUCCUUAUUAUUAUUUAACCUGGAUAUUAAAAAAUAG
Messenger RNA from Protopolystoma xenopodis, 684 nucleotides. The record is from the annotation of a GenBank genome assembly. NCBI's taxonomy places the organism in Eukaryota, Metazoa, Platyhelminthes, Monogenea, Polystomatidea, Polystomatidae.